Molecule: messenger RNA, 2881 nt
Organism: Choloepus didactylus (southern two-toed sloth)
Lineage: Eukaryota; Metazoa; Chordata; Mammalia; Pilosa; Megalonychidae
Gene: OMD
Product: osteomodulin
Exons: 3
Coding region: 149-1402 (417 amino acids)
Molecular function (GO): protein binding
Source: RefSeq, a predicted model, not a curated record
UCAAGGGACAACCCUGUCUGGAAACACAGUUACUGCGGAUUUUUAAGAGACUCAGUUCAAGAAUUUAGGAAUUCCUGAUUCAUUUAAGGAUUUGCAAAGUCAUCAACCCCUGAAAACUAAAGCAAAUUUAACAGGACAAAAAAAGAACAUGGGCUUUUUAAGUCAAGUAUGCGUCCUUUUCUUCUUCUCUGGAGUCACAGUAUAUUGCCAAUAUGAAUGGGAUGAAGACUAUGAUCAGCCAGAUGAUGUGUACCAACCAGAAUUACAAUUUCAUCGAAACCUAGAAUUUGGAGUUCCGUUUCAUCAAGAUACUUUAGGCUGUGCCAGUCAAUGCUUUUGUCCACCUAACUUUCCAACAUCAAUGUACUGUGAUAAUCGCAAACUCAAGACGAUCCCAAAUAUUCCAAUGCAUAUUCAGCAACUGUAUCUUCAGUUCAAUGAAAUUGAGGCUGUGACAGCAAAUUCAUUCAUUAAUGCAACUCAGCUUAGAGAAAUUAAUCUUAGCCACAACAAAAUUAAAUCUCCAAAGAUUGAUCAUGGUGUGUUUGCUAAGUUUUCAAAUCUACUACAGCUUCACCUAGAACAUAAUGAUUUAGAAGAAUUUCCAUUUCCUCUUCCUAAAUCUUUGGAAAGACUUGUUCUUGGUUACAAUGAGAUCUCCAGACUGCAGAUAAAUGCUAUGGAUGGGUUAAUAAACCUGACGAUGCUUGAUCUCUGUCAUAAUCAUCUUCAUGAUUCUAUGUUAAAAGAAAAAAUCCUUUCCAAAAUGGAAAACUUAAUGCAGCUCAACCUAUGUAAUAAUAGAUUGGAAUCAAUGCCUCUUGGUUUGCCUUCUUCACUAAUGUAUCUGUCUUUAGAAAACAAUUCAAUUUCUUCUAUACCAGAAAAUUACUUCAAGGAAGUUCCAAAACUUCAUGCUCUAAGAUUGUCACACAAUAAACUACAAAAUAUACCCUAUAAUAUUUUUAAUCUUUCCAACCUUAUACAGCUCAGUGUUGGACACAACAAAUUGAAGCAAGCAUUUUAUAUUCCACGAAAUUUGGAACACCUAUAUAUAGAAAAUAACGAAAUUGAAGAUAUCAAUAUUACAGUGAUGUGUCCAUCUAUUGACCCACUAUAUUACCACCAUUUAACAUACAUUCGUAUGGACCAAAAUAAGCUAAAAGAACCAAUAAAUUCCUAUGUUUUUGCCUGCUUCCCUCAUAUACAUACUGUUUAUUAUGGUGAACAAAAAAGCACCAAUGGUCAAACAAUACAACUGAAGACCCAAGUUUUCCGAAGAUACCACGAGGAUGACGACCAUGAUGAUCAUGAUGAUGAUCAAGAUGAGAAUAAUACUCAUGAAGGUCAAGAGCAAGAAGGAACAGAAGAAAACUUUGACCCUCAUUAUUAUGAAACUUAAGAAUGGCAAGAAACCAUAUAGGUACACAUUUAUGCCUUCACAAACCUUAUAAUUCAGUGUAAAUCUAACUGAACAUGCAUUGCUCACAGCAGUAUAUCUAGAAUUAUGUAUCAGAAUAAGAUCAGCAUUGAAUUUAAGUUAUUGAUAAAAUCUGCAUCAUUUACAUAGGAUUAGAACGUACUCAAAAUGAUACAAAUAUUUAGAAACAUAAAUUAGAGUGGAAAAUGGAAAUCAUAAGCUAAACUUGAAGGAAUACUAUGUUUAGGAAAAAAAGGGAGUAUGCCAUUACUAUUAACACUAAUUUUACUAAGAACAAUGAAAGAAAUAGCUUUAGAAGCUAUGAAAUGGAAGCAUGUCCUUUUCAAUCAGUAUGAGUAUAAUGUUUCAAUUAUGGGAUGUGUAUAUUAAUGCAAUGGGCAGCCAUUUCCUUUGCCUUGAUUUCCAGAAAAGCUUUCACGAUUGUAUUUGCAAUCGAUGACAUCCAUUCCCCUGGCUCCACCAUUUAGAGCAUGGGAUAACAUUCUUUGAUUUUCAAAAGAGGCCACUCUACUAAGGAUCCACGGCAUAUACAUUUAUGACAACAACUAGUCUUGUCUUUCUCUUAGAGCAUCAAAGCAACAAAAUUAUAAACCCUGUAUUUGGAUAACUAAAAAACACCAAAUUACCUCAUUGUAACCCAUACUAUAGUAAAUUUCAGCAACUAUCCAAAACCAUCUUUACUGUGUUCCACUUUAUUUGGGAUAAAUUUGUUUUUAUAGUAAAUUCAACUAAAGAAAUGUUUGUUUAGUUACAUAAAGAUUUGCUAAUAAAUAAUUGCUACAUUUGAUGAGAAAUGCCUUUUGUACUAGGCAAGUUCAAAUUAAUUUUAGAAAAAUAAAGUUAUAGCAAUAUCAUUAAACAAGUCUAUUUUCCUAGCACACUGUAUUAGAAACCUAUGCCAAUGCUUAUUUAUGUAAUGCUAGAGUUGAAUACAGUUACUUUAAAAUUUGAACAUCAGAACAGGCUUUAACAUCUUUAAAAUCUGAAGAAUUAUGAGUUCUGUAAUCUAUCACUUUGAAAUAUUUUAAGUAUACCAUAUAAGGAAGAUUAUCUAACUGCUUGAAUUCAGGCUAACAAUUUUAUAAAAUUCAUCAGAUAAGGCAUAAAUACAAAUCUGGGGCUAUGUAGACAAAGAAUCCAAAGAAAAAAUGAUACCUAUUCAAAUAACAUGCAACAACUGGACAAGUAAAACUGUAUUUUACAAGUAAGUUUAACGUAGUGUUACCUAUGACCCAGCAAUGUGACUUCUAGCAACAUACCCAAGAAGAACGAUUUGCAUAUGUUCACACACCUUCUACUUGAAUAUUCAUGGCAGUAUUAUUCAUAGUAGCCCAAAAGUAGAAACAACCCAAAAGUCCACCAGCAGAUGAAUGGAUAAACAAAAUGUGACCUAUCCAAUCUGAUGGAAUAUUAUUUGGCCAUAAAAAGGACUGAAGUAAU